GGAUGGACACGUAGGAUAACACGCCGGGGAUGGACACGUAGGAUAACACGCCGGGGAUGGAGAUGUAGGAUAACACGCCGGGGAUGGACACGUAGGAUAACACGCCGGGGAUGGACACGUAGGAUAACACGCCGGGGAUGGACACGUAGGAUAACACGCCGGGGACGGACACGUAGGAUAACACGCCGGGGACGGACACGUAGUAUAACACGCCGGGGACGGACACAUAGUAUAACACGCCAAGGACGGACACGUAGUAUAACACGCCGGGGACGGACACACAGUAGAACACGCCGGGGAUGGACACAUAGGAGAACAUGCUUGAGGACU
This is a messenger RNA of Staurois parvus, 330 nucleotides long. The record is from the annotation of a GenBank genome assembly. NCBI's taxonomy places the organism in Eukaryota, Metazoa, Chordata, Amphibia, Anura, Ranidae.